CCCUGCCUGUUGCAGCACAGCAUCUCAUUUUUUCUUCUACUCCUGAAGACAGCCUCUGACAAAUGUCAGCUCUUCAAGCAUCACUACAUGAAGUAGUCCAAGGGCAUGAUGCUGGCUUCUGGAUUCCUUUUUCUGCCCCCUCCUCCAGCUUUUUCAUUACAUAAAGCUGACAACCGCAGAUUUGUCCUCUGUUGAUAUACAGCCAAUUAAAGAAAGGAGUUAUGGUCCAUCCCAGCUUGUUUCACUUUGCUGGUUUUUUUCUCUGCCAACCCAAAUUUCAGCUACAGUAAUAUGAUACCACUUGGCAGAAGUUAAGAGAAUCUUUGGCACAUUGGAAAGAGGCUUAAUGUAAAGUCUACUUUUUUUCUUUUUUCUUUUUUUUUUUUUUUUUUUUGAGCUUUUUGAAAGUCCAGCAGUUCAGCACAACUUUGACAGUAACUGCAGGACUCCUCACAAAUGUUCCAGAUGCAACUGUGAGCAAAAGGAUUACCAAUACAUUCCGUGAAGUGAAUUAUCUUAACAUCUCUCAUCUCUCUCUAAAAAGCACUGAAGAACAAUAUGCAUCCAACAGAACAAUUUUCUGCAAACAGAAAGAAGAGCUUCCUCUCAGCUGACAAGAGAAAAAACAAUGGUUAUAGAUCUACUGUGGGAUUUUUAUGCAUAUUCCCUGUGGUGGCUUUGUUGGCUAUUGUGGGAGACACAACUGGAGCCGCAGCUCAGAAAAGUCAGGAAGAUGCUACACCACCUGGUCUUUAUGGUGUGAGUGCCUCUGCUUUGCACAGUCCAACUUUCCCACCUUGGCCUCCAGCACGAAGAAAACGAUACACAGUCACACCAGGGCACUUGAAAUGGGACCACUUCAACCUGACAUACAAAAUCCUAUCCUUCCCAAGAAACCUCAUAAAUGCCAGUGACACACGCAAGGGAUUGGCAGCUGCAUUCCGAAUGUGGAGUGAAGUUUCACCAUUCAGCUUCAGAGAAGUGCCACGCCACACAGCUAGCGAUUUGAAAAUAGGUUUCUACUCUAUCAAUCACACAGACUGUCUAGAAUCGCUCAUUCACCACUGCUUUGAUGGAACAACAGGCGAACUUGCCCAUGCCUUCUUUCCACCCAAUGGAGAAAUACAUUUCGAUGACCAUGAAUAUUGGAUAUUGGGGAAUACUCGGUUCAGCUGGAAAAAAGGUGUUUGGCUUACAGAUUUGGUACAUGUAGCAGCUCAUGAAAUAGGACAUGCCUUAGGACUUAUGCACUCCCUGAACCCCAAUGCCCUCAUGCACAUCAAUGCCACUUUGACGGGGAAAAAGACCAUCUCUCAAGAUGAAGUCUGGGGAAUUCAUAGACUUUAUGGAUGUAAAGACAGGUUAUUUACGUGCCCAUUAUGGGCACGAAAAGGUUUCUGUGAGAAACGCAGGAAGUUGAUGAAAAAGCACUGUCCAUCCACCUGUGACUUCUGCUAUGAAUUCCCAUUUCCAGCAAUCCCCUCUACUUUGCCCCCACCAAGGACAAAAACCAAGACUGUUUCUGAAGGCAGGAACGUCACCUUCCGCUGCGGACAGAAGAUCAUUCAUAAAAAAGGCAAAGUUUACUGGUAUAAAGAUAAGGAGCUUCUGGAAUACUCAUAUCCAGGUUACUUAUCCUUAAACGAUGAUCACCUGAGCAUCAUUGCAAAUGCAAUUAAUGAAGGAACUUACACUUGUAUAGUAAAGAAAAAAGAAAGAAUCUUGACCACUUAUUCCUGGAGGAUCAGACUGAGGCACUAAUAAGGGCCCUGGAAUGAGAACUUCAAUUACUGCUAGUUCUGUUUCAAAUUCAAAUUUUUUCUUUAGCAUUUUAUAUUUAAUCUGCAGCAGUACAAUCAAACUUUUAAAUCAGCUGCUUCCAUAGCUUGGGCAAGAGAGACUGGGACUUUAUUUUUGGAAAAACUUUUCCAAGUUACUUUUAACGGGUAAGAAUUUAUCAAGCAUGUCCCGUAUAGAAAGAUAAUUAAAAAAUAAUAAUAAAAAAUUCAAGGGUCAGAUUUUGCAGUUAAAUGACCCAAGUCACUGCAGACUGCUGAAAAACAAGAACAAAACCCCUCACCAGAUAAAUGGAUCAACAGAUUGAUGGCUCAACUAUGUUGCAAUGGAAUCAGAGGCAUUAUGGAAGAAAAAAAACAACCAGUAAGUAAGAAAAACACUCAGUAAGUGUUCUGCUGUCUUGGUUUUUUCUUUUUUUCUUUUUUUUUUUUUUUUUAAGAUUCUGGUGAGAAUCAUUAAAAGGGCUUUCAGAAAAAUACAUAUAACUUUUUCUUUUACUUGACGGAAGGAGGAUAUAGGACCACAGUAAGCCUUUUCUAAUUACUCCUUCUAAUUACUCCACUCUAAUUACUGAAUUCCACAUUUCAACAUGUAGUUACCUAAGUAGCCACAGAACAUCUUUCCUUCCCCUGCUUUCCUGUCAUACGCAUUUAUUACUUGGGUCAGCACAUUAUACUAUUUACCUUCAUCUGCGGUUCCUCAUAACUUGUCCUUCUAAGUGUCUGAUCAGUAAGCCUCUGGACUCCUGUAGAGAUAAGUUCACUUCUAUCACUAUCCAUCCCCCCACACCCUGAGAUGAGCUAAAUAUGCCACAUCAGACAAGAAAAUGGCAAUAGUAUUAGUGGGCAAAACCAAGUGCACUUAAAUGUGUGCAUCAGUGGCACACUCAUUUGCAUAGUCAGCAUCCCCUGACAGUUACUACAUUUAAUGAAAAAUACUCAAAAGAAAGGUAGAACAAUUUAUCCUUAAGUGCUUUUCAGUCUGCAUAAUGCCACUUGAAGGUAAUGGAACUAAGCUACUUUAGCACUAGUUGAACAUCUGCCUCAGAAACAAGCCUAGAUAAGCCUUAGUAUGUCAUUGCAGAACCUGUAAACUCAUUUGGACAGUGAUAGAUGCAUCCCUGCCUUUAGGCUACGUCUUUCUUUGACUCAAGAGAUAGAAAGGGUAUCAUCAGUGCAAGUGGAGGCUUUGGCCCAGAUUAUUUUGGCCCAGAUUUGUUCAGUCCAGUUUCUAAACGACUCAAGAACUGAUUUUUCCACUGCCUCUCUUGGCCAUACCAUAAUCAAACAGAUCUUGUUGUUAAGACAUCUUUCCCCAACGUUAAAGCAGCCUAAAUUACCCUUUGCUCUGUUUCAUCCCUUUUUAGUCGUCCUCGUAACCUUGGGCAAACAAACACCAGCAAAACUACCAACUAUCUCACAACGCUGUAAGCGACAGCAGUCUAGGAAGGCCUGUGUUACAGCAGAAAGGCUCUAUCAGUAAAACUGUAAAAAAAGCUCACUUUGAUUAUAAUUUGAUUUUACAAAAAUAAAACCUGAAAUAAAUCAACAGCAAAAUAGUAUCUGAACUGCAAAAAUCCUGUGAUGCCACUAUACUCUCAUGCAGUAGAAUUUCCACUUUGGUCUAAAUGCUAUACCUCUGCAAUUCUUCCACACUGCUGAAAUCUGUUUUUUAAAUAGGCACAAUUUCAAACUAAUUAAAUACUGCAGUUCUGUUCCUAGUGAAACUGACUUUAACUUAUUUUCUCCCCUCACUUGCCCUCUUAUAACUUGCAUAUGAUUAAAAAAACCCACCUCCCUUAUCAGUGUCAGAAGUCCAGGGUUAAGUUAACCCACCUUGGAAAAAUGUCUUCCAAUUGUAUAUGAAAGGCUUGCUUAAAAAAAGUUAAAUACCAAUAGUAACCGCUUAUCAUUUAGGUAUUUUUAUCCCCUUUCAUUUCUCACAUAUUUAUUUAGUAUGAAUAAAUAAUCUUAGGCUUCACCUUUACCAUCACAUGUAGGCAGGAGUACAGGGCAGUAAAAAAUUUAAAAAUGCAUCUUUUGUAGGGACAAUUACAAUCAGGAUCAUAAACCGCAAGCACUCUGUGCAAAAAUAGACAUUUGAGCCAAAAUAAAAGUUGAGAUGUGGCAACUGAAAAAUGCUGCUCUACUGAGGAAGAGCCGAUAUUCCCUUCUAUGAAGAAAAUUGGAGUUACACAUACCUCUUAGAGCCACAUCACAUUCCCACGAUAAUCCAGCAGUAGGGUUUGUUGCUUUUGCUUUUUUAAAACCAAAACCAUCCAACUUCGAUGCCAGAUAAAUAAUUCUUUCUUUUUGUCAGUGAAUCAGACCUUCCAUGAGUGAUGCCCCCAAUGGCUGCAACAAUGCCAAGGAAGUUAGGAAGGAAGUAACGUCACAGAGUGCAAGAUGCACAACAGAGCUUGAAACACAAAAUGUACAGUCACAUGUUUGAUCCUUUACAGUUUACCACAGGCCAUGGCAAAAUGGUUCUUCCGUGCUGCAGUCUGUGGGCUGUAGCAGAAACUGCUUUUCCAUAGGUUAUUGAUCUCUGCAUAUAAUUACCAUGAAGGAAUCUCACAGAGUAUCAUGCAUAGUUCAGUAACAGACCAGUAAUACAAUUGUUUCUCCUCCAGUAUCAGGAAAUGAGGCCUAAAGAGAAAAUAGCUCUGUCUUCCUUCACAGAAAUAUCCUUUCUCAAAAUCUACAAUUUUAGUGUAUCUAAAUUCCAGUUCCAAGGCCCUUAUGUCCAGUAAAAAACUCUUAAAGUGCACUGAAGUCAAUGGAAUAUUUAUCAUUUAAGGUAUGCCUUUCACUGGACUGGUCUGACUACAUGAAUACCUGUCUGACUACAUGCAACAUUUUUCUGUAUUUUCCAAAUCUUCCUGUCCCCGGAAAAGAAUGAUGGCAUUAUCAUAUGACAGCAAAAGACUGUGACAUUACAACAUGAUUCCUUUGUGAGAACGAAUCUGAAUAUGGCAUUAUAUUCUAUAGUCAGUACAACUAAUAGAAUUAGUUAAUGGAAAAAUGAGAUAUCUAAAAGAACUGCUACAGGAAAUACAGUUUCCAUCUCCAUAAUAAAUCUUUUUUGAUUUAUAAAACAAUAUAUUAGUUCUUUUGCACCAGCACCAUUGUAAAUACACGUAUGUGACAACUCAGUGAAGUGAUCAGCCCACUAGUGCACUCAAAAAGGUUGUCAGUGACUAUCAAACACAGCCUAGCCUCUGCAAGACACAGAACAGGAGAGAAACCUCAGAAGUGUCACGACUUCUUGCCCAAACAACCACCUUUGGCCAUAUGAAACUUACAAAAAAAAGUUGUGCCUGGGCUGACAAUAUGCUAUAAUAGUUUAAGCAGCAGAUACGGAAACAGAGAAAAAAAAUCUCUCAGAAGUUUCCACUCUAGAAGACUUAAUGCCACCAACCUCCAAGCUUUCUGCAUGUGAAGAAAUGAAAUCCUUCACACUGUUAAACAAUUAAAAAUGUAUUUUAAUUCUACAAAUUUACAAGCAAAAAUACCCCUAAAAACAACAAAAAAAAAAAAA
Rhea pennata is the source of this 5337-nucleotide messenger RNA. It is a transcript of the gene MMP23B, whose product is annotated as matrix metallopeptidase 23B. The coding region runs from base 559 to 1761 and encodes 400 amino acids. The transcript is spliced from 8 exons. Gene Ontology annotation, biological process: proteolysis; collagen catabolic process; extracellular matrix organization. The record is from RefSeq and is a predicted model, not a curated record. Gene Ontology annotation, molecular function: metalloendopeptidase activity; zinc ion binding. Gene Ontology annotation, cellular component: extracellular matrix. Lineage: Eukaryota; Metazoa; Chordata; Aves; Rheiformes; Rheidae.